CCAGCCUCGUUCGGAGUGUUUUGACCAACCAGUCGCGCUCACUUCGGGGACUAGGUCUCAGGUCUUCGCUUGCCUUGUCAAGAACGAUGUUGCGAACUCCCAGGUUUGCUGGCUUUGCAACCGCGAGCGAAGACGUGGAGGCAGAGAUCCCUCCACAGCCGAACGAUGCCCCAGUGCCUUUUGGUGGUGAAAAGGAAGGUCAAACCGAUUGGUCCAAAAGUUACUACGGCCUCUCCCAGCAGGCUUUCCCCAAAGAGGCUGCCGAUAUCCUUCUUGCGCCUGUGGAGCCCCUCGACGUAGAAUGCAAGCCAGAUGGCCUUCUUUACCUUCCUGAAAUCAAGUACCGUCGCAUUCUGAACAGGGCGUUCGGUCCUGGUGCAUGGGGUUUAGCGCCUCGCGGUGAAACUAAUGUCAGUGCGAAAAUUGUCAGCCGGGAAUACGCUCUCGUGUGCCAAGGGCGACUCGUCGCCAUCGCUAGAGGCGAACAAGAGUAUUUUGACGUCAACGGAGUCGCCACGGCUACCGAAGCGUGCAAGAGCAAUGCCUUGAUGCGCUGCUGCAAGGACCUAGGAAUUGCUAGUGAACUCUGGGAUCCUCGCUUCAUUCGCGAAUUCAAAGCUAAGUACUGUGUUGAAGUCUUUGCCGAGCAUGUCCCGACUAAGAAAAAGAAGAAGUUGUGGAGGCGCAAGGAUGCCCCCAAGUUGGCUUACCCUUACCAAGAGUAAACGUAUAACCAGUCCGAUGUACAGGCAUUCGUAAUAAUGCUACUAUGUCUCUUGCACCCCACUCCCAU
Messenger RNA from Guyanagaster necrorhizus, 793 nucleotides. Its product is annotated as mitochondrial genome maintenance MGM101. Gene Ontology annotation, cellular component: mitochondrial nucleoid; mitochondrial chromosome. NCBI's taxonomy places the organism in Eukaryota, Fungi, Basidiomycota, Agaricomycetes, Agaricales, Physalacriaceae. Gene Ontology annotation, biological process: interstrand cross-link repair; recombinational repair. The record is from RefSeq and is a predicted model, not a curated record. The coding region runs from base 87 to 725 and encodes 212 amino acids. Gene Ontology annotation, molecular function: single-stranded DNA binding. The transcript has 5 exons.